Messenger RNA from Lampris incognitus (smalleye Pacific opah), 1370 nucleotides. RefSeq names its product galectin 8b (gene lgals8b). The coding region runs from base 94 to 984 and encodes 296 amino acids. The transcript has 8 exons. Gene Ontology annotation, molecular function: carbohydrate binding. The record is from RefSeq and is a predicted model, not a curated record. Lineage: Eukaryota; Metazoa; Chordata; Actinopteri; Lampriformes; Lampridae.
GGAGGAUAAAGAUCUGUCCAAUUGAUGGUUGCAUCUGGAGACGUGGCGCUCUUCCACAAAAGCUGCAUGCUGUAGUCUUGCACAAGAGACCCAAUGUCUGUGGCAAAUGCGAAACACACGGUUCUAAAUCCGGUGAUCCCAUACACUGGGCCCAUACCUGGAGGUCUGCACCCAGGGGAGAUCGUCAUCAUUCAGGGCACUGUUCCUCCAGAUGCUGACAGGUUCCAGAUAGACCUGUCCAGUGGCUGCAGCACUAAGCCGUGCUCCGACGUUGCCCUGCACUUCAACCCUCGCUUCAGGGGCUCGCCCUGCGUGGUGUGUAACUCCCUGAAGCAGGAGAGCUGGGGCAAAGAGGAAACGCUUCACCAGCUGCCCUACAAACAGGGGGCCCCCUUCGAGACCAUCAUCCUGGUGCAUGAAGAUGGAUUCAAGGUGGCAGUUAACGGCUCUCAUUUGUUGGAAUACAAGCACAGAAUCCCAUUGGACAGGGUUGACACAUUUUCUAUUUCUGGGAAAGUCAGGGUACAUGCUAUUGGCUACAUACCAACCUCAGCAAUAUAUUCAGAAUCAGGCGACUUGAGUCUUCCUUACAAAGGCAGCAUACUCAGAGGUCUGAGCCCAUGGCAGCACAUCACAAUCAAGGGGCAGGUCAGCAUGUACCCUCACAGCUUUACGGUGAACCUACGCAACAGCAAGACAGAGAACAUCGCCCUCCAUCUGAACCCGCGGAUGAAGUCGGGCAUGUUCAUCAGGAACUCCUACCUGAAUGAGUGCUGGGGCAGGGAGGAGAGGGAGCUGCCCUUCUUCCCUUUCUCUGCAGGGGAAUACUUUGAGAUUGUAAUCCUCUGCCAACCUCACCAGUUCAAGCUGGCCGUGAAUGGCGACCACCUGUUAGAGUUCAGGCACCGGGUGCAGGACCUGAGCAGCAUCGACCAGAUGGAGAUCAUGGGAGACCUCGAGCUGACUGAUGUCAAACUGUGGUGACCCCGAGGACGUGGAAGUUGGGCCAUGCCAGGUUACUCCAGGUCUAGAAGGGAACCCGGGGUUUAGGUGUGGGGUGAGGCAAGGCUAGGCCAUUGUUGCUGUCAUUGAUGCUAAGCUAGGUCAUCUGUGGUGACCUAGACAAUGGAUGCAAGACCACAGCUAAGCCCUGCGCCCAUCUCAGCACUGAUCCAAAGUUUGGUCACAAGGUGAGCCCAUUCCAUCGAUUUCAAUCUAGGUGAGCGCCCCCCCUUUUUUUCCCCUUUUUUUUUUGUGGUGACACCGAGACUAUGAAUGCUAAACUAAGCUGUGGUACAUUACAUCCUAUCAUAGACUUACUAGGCCAAAUCAAUCUCCCCUGCACUGGUUAGGAAGACUGGUACAUAAUG